This is a messenger RNA of Thalassophryne amazonica, 1283 nucleotides long. RefSeq lists its product as uncharacterized. The record is from RefSeq and is a predicted model, not a curated record. Bases 98 to 859 code for a protein of 253 amino acids. The transcript is spliced from 2 exons. Lineage: Eukaryota; Metazoa; Chordata; Actinopteri; Batrachoidiformes; Batrachoididae. Gene Ontology annotation, molecular function: nucleic acid binding. Gene Ontology annotation, biological process: DNA integration.
AAUCAAAAAAACUCUUUAUGUGGUUCAACAAUGAUUUUGGUGGCCACAUCUGGUGGCGGAUGUUACUGAAUAUGUAGAUGUCUGUCAUAUCUGUGCUAUGCAUAAGUCCUCCUCAUGCCCCCCCGCAGGUUCAUUAGUGCCUCUGCCAGUUCCCAAACAGCCAUGGACUCAUAUCAUGAUGGACUUUGUUACUGCCCCCCCCCUACGAGGCAACACUGUGAUCCCGACUGUGGUUGACAGAUUAUCUAAAAUGUGUCAUUUUGUGCCUUUACCCAGAUUGCCUUCUCCCAAGGAAAUUGCCGAAAUAAUGUUAACUCAUGUGUUUCGUCUCCAUGCUUUUCCCCAGGAUACUGUCUCUGACCGGGGCCUGCAGUUUGUUUCUGGAUUUUGGAGGGAGUUCUGCCACUUACUCUGGGCCACCUCCAGUCUCACGUCCGGCUAUCACCCCCAAGCAAACGUGUUUGGUCAUCCUCCCUCUCUGUUCUCUUCCUCCACCCUUCGGUCCCCGGCCCCAUCUGCCCUCAUUCUGGUUGUCAGGUGCCAACGAACCUGGGAGCGGGCAUGUCGAGCCUUAUAUUGUUCCUUGGCCCAACAUAAGGCUGCCAUGGACCGCAAACAGUCCACGGCCCCUGUCUACAUGACUGGUCAAAAGGUCUGGCUCUCUCCUCAGCAUUUGCCGCAACGGGGUGUUCCUCGGAAACUGGCUACCAGGUUCCUUGGUCCCUUCCCCGUGUCCAAGGUCAUUAACGUUGUUUCUGUUCGUCUCCAUUUGCCCAGUUCCAUGCGUUUUCACCCCACUUUUCAUGUUAGUCACGCCAAGCCUUUUAGGUCCACCCAUCUGCCUACUUCAGCCGACUGACACAAUUGAACACCCUGCAGCUGUAAGUAGGCCUAUUCCGUACUCAGAUCCUGCCUCAGAUGGUAGUUCAGAGUUUUCUGAAACAGUGUCUCUCCCUGCAUCACAGGAGAAGGAGGAGGAGGAUGAAACGCUGACUGCUGCCACGGGAGGAGAUCCAGAGAGGCCUACUGAAGUUUGUCUUGAUAUUAUGUAUGACUACUGGCAGUAUUCUACCCACUCACAUUCCUUUACAGUCUUGAGUGGAAUGUGGAGUUUGACAUGUACACUGAAGUGAUGAGCAUAGACAGCGGACAAACAACUAGCACAUUCUUGGCCUUCAACAGAACAGGCAGGGAAUCACCAGGAGGAGGGUCCAUCAACAUCCAGAGCACAGCUUGACACAGUGAGAUUUCUGAUAAAUACCAUGUUAAAUCUGUAUGUAGAA